Pseudovirgaria hyperparasitica is the source of this 1064-nucleotide messenger RNA. RefSeq lists its product as uncharacterized. The transcript is spliced from 3 exons. NCBI's taxonomy places the organism in Eukaryota, Fungi, Ascomycota, Dothideomycetes, Acrospermales, Acrospermaceae. The coding region runs from base 309 to 971 and encodes 220 amino acids. The record is from RefSeq and is a predicted model, not a curated record.
CUUUCUGCAGUGUGAUUGUGAUAAGAAGGCUCGACCUGAUCUAUAUUUUGUUGAACUGUAGAGUACCGUGGUUGCACUGCAGGUGCAGGACCCUUUAUUUCCCGCUGCGCUCUCCGGCUGAACGCUUCGACCUCUGCAGGCUUCAAGCCCCCUCUGCUCAUAUUUGUUAUCCUCAACACCACUCGUCCUCACAUCUACGCCGCGCUUCACACGACGUGAGAGCUCGUGUGCAAGGAGUACUUUGUUGUUGAAUUGCCUCUCUCGCCGCUGCCCUGCCAUUGUCGACUGACGCCCCUUUCUGUACCAUCAUGGCGGACGCGGGACCAUCGUCCAGAGGUGACGAGAACCCUGCAACCGACAAAACACCAUCUUCUGCAGCUGCCAGGAAGCCCUCAAUUGCUUUAGAUCAGUCGAAGUUGAAACAAACACCAUCGCUGAAACCGUCCACAGCUUCCAAGGUUGAAAAUGUACCUCCGCGUCGUCCCGGUAUUGCUACAGCUGCCGCAAAGCGACCUACUACGACUUCGACCGCAACAUCUGGUACAACCUCGCGCCUGACAGCAAGUACCACGAAGCCACUGACCUCGACAACUACCUCAAGGCCCUCUACUACUAGCAGCUUGAGCAAGCCCCCAACGCGUCCUCCUCCGGGCUCAUAUGUGCGCCGUUCGACAAAAUCUACCGCUGACAACGACACGGCUUCUGUCACAUCUGGUGAUGAGAAGAGGUCUACAAUAUCAGCCGGCACAUCGGCAGCGAAAAAAAUGUCCACCGUAGGGGUUGCUUCGACGCGAUCAUCGCCAUCAAAGCCAGGCAUCGCUGCGGAUCGGCGUUCGACAAUCACUCCAGCUUCGAAUCGACUACUAGACCUUCAGCGAGCUCAGCGGCCAGGCCUUCAGCCCCACCGGUCCCUCGCACUGGGAUCUCCUCGCGUCCUUCGACAGCUACUUCCACCGCGACCAAGUCUGUGACGGCCUCGCCGAAGAAGCCAACUUCAACUUCAUUCAAGGUUCAGGAAGAAGAACAAGUUACCUCACCUUCGCUAGAGUCUCAUCCCACUGUAC